Pyrus x bretschneideri (Chinese white pear) is the source of this 453-nucleotide messenger RNA. Its product is annotated as DNA (cytosine-5)-methyltransferase CMT2-like. The transcript has 5 exons. Bases 1 to 453 code for a protein of 150 amino acids. Lineage: Eukaryota; Viridiplantae; Streptophyta; Magnoliopsida; Rosales; Rosaceae. The record is from RefSeq and is a predicted model, not a curated record. Gene Ontology annotation, molecular function: chromatin binding. Gene Ontology annotation, cellular component: nucleus.
AUGGACAGAGCACAUAGUCUUGACUGUGAAGAUGAAGAAGAUGAGAUAAUUUUGGAUGUUGAAUUUUCCUUUUCUCAAGCUAAAAUUGGCGAUUGUAUCUUCGAUCUUGGAGAUUGUGCUUACAUAGAGGGUGAUGAAGGACAAAAGCAUGUGGGAAGGAUCAUAGAAUUUUUCAAGACAGCUGAUGGAGAAAAAUAUUUCAGAGUCCAGUGGUUUUAUAAAGUUGAAGAUACGGUUAUCAAAGAAGCAGGGACUUCUCAUGACAAGAGGCGUUUAUUCUAUUCUACUGUAAUGAACGAUAAUUUGAUAGAUUGCAUUAUUUCAAAAGUCAAUGUUACACAUAUAUCCCCUAAGGUAGGGUUAAAAGUGAACUCCAUUUCGCGGUCUGACUUCUACUAUGAUAUGGAAUACUGUGUGGACUAUUCCACAUUUCGCUCCUUCAUCUCUGGUUAG